AGCACAAACAUACUGUACUUCUGUUUUAUCCUCAUCAACAUCUUCUCAACUGAGCUCUACAAACUUAACUAUCUAUCUUCAAGAUGGAAGCUAUUGGCAAAUCUUUGAAGGAAGCUCUCAAGUCUGCCCAGUGUGAGGAUCGCCUCACUGUUGGUGUCUAUGAGAGUGCCAAAAUAAUGAAUGAUGACCCAGACAGCGUGUCUUUCUGCGUUCUGGCCACCGAUGAGGAGUGGGAGUGUGACAUUGCUCUCCAGAUCCACUUCACCCUCAUCCAGUCUUUCUGCUUUGACAACGACAUCAGCAUCGUCAGAGUGAACGACAUGCAGCGCCUGGCUGAGAUUGUUGGUGACAAGACUGGCCAGCUUGAAGAUGCCCACUGCUGUCUUAUCACGAACCCAGCUGAUGGUUCUUGGGAGGACGCUGCUCUGGAGAAGCUGCACCUGUUCUGUGAGGAGAGCCGCAGUCUGAACGACUGGGUUCCAGAGAUCACCCUUCUUGAGCGCUGAUCUGGAACUUGAUUCUUCUCUCUUGAGAUGCUGUAAACCUUCAACCUAUAAGGAAAUACUCAUCCGUUUACAGGAUGACACUGUUUCUCAUCCCUGGAUACUCCUGAGGAGGAUUCCGAUCCAGGCAGCGCGUGGCCGGCCCGAGUGGCCCCCGCGAUUCGUUGUCUCUUGUCCCGUCCAUACCAAGAUGACUUCCAUUCUUUAUGUGAAUGAGGUCAGGUAUGCCACGAGAGCAACAAAAAUGGCCCUCAUUCUUUGUGCGGAUGAGGUUUGGAGAGAAAGGAGAAGCGAGUUCUGCAUCUUGUGGUCCAAAGAGCAAACGUCUCACGUUGAAGCACGCGCAGUAGGAGAAGAAGCGGUGCCAAGAAGAAGCGUUCUUAAAAAGGGACUUUUAAAAUGUCUUCUUGCUGAGCAGCAAUAACAACCGUUGCAUUCAGCUAUAUACUUCCCACUUUCCAGAAUUGUCUUAAUUCUCUAAAGGUUUCACUUUAGAUGAUUUAAAUAUGACAAAAACAAAAAACAGAAAGAAAACAAAAAAAUGUACUUAUAAUACUCUAAAGGUUUAACUUUAGACCUUUAACAUGAGAUUUAUUAACAUUUUUAUGAAAGAUUAUUUCAGUUGUUAUUAUCUAAAAUGUUACAAUAUUGAGCUCCUGAUUAUGUCAACAACUAAAAAGAAAGAUACAUUACAUUUGUUGUUCUCUAAAAUGUUUUACUGUUGAAUUCUUGAUUAUGUCAAAAAAUAAGAAAGAAGAUAGAUGAAUGAAUACAUUUGUUAUUUUCUAAAGGUUUCGCUGUAGACAUUACUUGUAUGACAAAAUGAUGAAUAAAAAGUUGAAUGUAAA
Molecule: messenger RNA, 1351 nt
Organism: Salvelinus sp. IW2-2015
Lineage: Eukaryota; Metazoa; Chordata; Actinopteri; Salmoniformes; Salmonidae
Product: growth arrest and DNA damage-inducible protein GADD45 gamma
Biological process (GO): regulation of cell cycle
Cellular component (GO): cytoplasm; nucleus
Source: RefSeq, a predicted model, not a curated record